UGGUCUCCUCUAUACAUUUGGAGAUGGUCGUUAUGGGAAGUUAGGCCUCGGAGAUGAGAACUUCACCAACCAGUUCACUCCAACUGUGUGCCAGCGAUUCCUCGACUACACUGUAAUAGCGGUUGCGUGUGGGGCGAGUCACAUGCUGGUUUUUGCACGUUUGCGGCACCAGGAAAGAGAAGAGGUGUGUUUAGAAGAUGAAGAUGUUACUUACUCAAACCUGGACAGGUGUUACACCUCAAUGUUGCUGGGGCAGCCACUCGAGAACCUCCCGGACCCAACAUCCACACCUGUCUCACUGUUUCCUGUCCUUCCUGUCUCACUUCCUGCCUCUCACCGCUGGAGCCUAUCAGCACGGUGCAGGAAAAGACAGCGGGCAGGAUUCCUCAGAGCAGUUUGGAACAAGCUUUCAGAAUCUGACUCCUUUCACAGCGAGAUUUCUCUCCAUGCCAAACAUCCUUUCUCCAACACCUCCGCCAAGAACCUUCAUACAGGAUUCAGCUCCUCAAAAUAGCAAUCAUUAUAUCCAUAGUCCUACAAGAACAACUACAGACAAGCCCAUAAUCAGGAUCACAGAGCACAGUCAGGAAAGCAGCCCUUCAAACAAGAGAUAUAAUAAGAGGGCAAGACUCCCAUCUGAAGGAACAGACAAACAAGACAAGAAAUCCACAAGCAAAGAACAACAUCCGGGUUCUGCAUCUGUAAAGUCUAGUGGAGAGAAAAUACAUGUAAAAACAAGACCUCCAACCGAAGUUCAACAGAUUAAACCUCCUCAUUUUGUUGGACGAGAACUCAAGACCAGCUCUACAUCAAGCUCUCCCAAAUGGAUCAAAUCUCCUGUUAAAUUUCAAGAAGCACAGUCUGAUAUUGUCCCAUUUAAAAAUAAACCAUCUAGCCGUCUUGUAAAUUCUCAAAAAGGCACUUACUCAAUGGAUAAAGCUUCAGCUGUUGAACAUAAACAGGAAAAAUUCAUAUCAGAGAAAAUUCCAGAAAAGCGUCUGCUUUCAACUAAAGCGCAAAAUAGUCCUGAAGAAAAUGGCGAGAUAAAAGGCAAAAAUACAAAACAAAUUAAGAGCAAAGAGGAAGAGCAGAUAAAACAAAUUACAGUUAAUCAAAACCCAACUGAGACUAUCAAAACACACGUUCUUUCAUCUACACAAGGAGAAAAUCUUGGAAAAAGAGAAGUUAAAGGAAGAACAAAAGGAAAACUGCUGGAAUCUCAAACAAGAGACCUUGAAAAAGCGAGUAAAACAGAGGACCAGAUUAAGAUUAAGAAAGAGUCAUCCUCAGAAAUCAACACAUCACCAUCCAGUAAAAAAUCAGCGUCAUCCAAAAGACAGUCGACAUUCCGUGUAUCAUCUGCCCAGAGAUCUGACAGAGAUCAGUCAGGAAACAACCCACUUCCUUCCAUUAAAUCAUCAACCACAGCUGAAGACCAGUCAACUUCAGUUUACCAGUCCACACCAACAACAAUCACCCAAUCAGACGGGAUUAAAGAUAAAAAGAAAGCAGCUGGAAAAGCAGCAGUUAGACGUUUAGUAAAGGAAUCGAAACAAAAACCUGAAACAGAGAAUCAAGAAAUGGACGAGAACCAACAAACUGAAGAGAAAAAGAGCCAAAAUCUGGAUUCUGCAGGAGCUGUUCUAUCAGCUCUGGCUUUGGCUAGUUCUGCACCAUUGAUAAAUGAAGCAAUAGGGUGGUGUGAUAUCUCUAAAGAGGAUAAGGCAUCUUCCUCAUCCUCAUCACUUCAGGAAAUGAACACAGAUAUGGAGGAAAAGAAAGUGAAGGAUGAGUCUGGCGAAUCUUUGCUUGACGAAGAGAAAGAGGAUGAAAAAUACGAUGUAGAGCAAAACCAGGAUGUGUCUGAAGUCAGCAGGAAAGAGGAAGAGGAAGAGGAAAAUGAGAGUAGUGAGGAAGAUACUGGUGAUGAUGAUGAGAUGGAUGAUAGUGAAGAAAAACCUGCUAUAGAUUUGAAAAGAGGAAGUGAAGGUAAGAGUGGAAGUGAAGAAGAGCUGAGUGGAGAUGGAGAGUCUGGAGAAAAAGAAGAAGAAGAAGAAGAAGAAGAAGAAGAAGAAGAAGAAGAAGAAGAAGAAGAAGUAGAGGAUGAAGAAGACAAAGAGGAGCGGAGCGAGGGAGGGAAUGAGGAAGCAAGUGGUAAGAGUGAAGAGGAUAAUGUUGAAAUUAGUGACAGUGAGAAAGAGGAGAAAGAAGAAAGUGAUGAAGCUGAGGGUGGAGAGAAAGAGAAUGAAGUAGAAGAGCAAGAAGAGGAAGGAGUGAACGAGUUUGAGGAAAGUGAGGAAGAGCAUGAGGAAAAAGGAGAUGAAGAAAACAAUGAUGAAUCUCAAAGUGAAGCAUCAAGAGAGGAGGAAGAGAAAGAGGAGCAGAAUGAAAAUGAAGAAGAGGAAGGCAGUGAAAAUGAUGGAGUGAUAGAGGAGGGAGAGAGUGGUGGAGAAGAUGAGGUUGAGGAAGAGGAGAACAGGAAUGAAGAAGAGAGUGAGGUUGCGAACGAUCAAGAAAACCGAAGUGACACUGAAGGUGGUGAAGAGGAGGAGAACAGUCAGAAGGAGGAGGAGGAGAAGGAAGAAGAAGUAGAGGAGAAAGAGGAGGAAGAGGAAAAAAGUGAGGAAGAAGCAGAAAAUGAAGAAAGCGAAAAUAAAAGUGAAGAUGAUGAAAUUGAGGGAGAGGAACAUGAGAAUGAAGAAGCAGAAAGAGAAGAAGCAAAUGAAGAACUGAAAGAAGAAGAAAAAGAAGAAGAAGAAGAAGAAGAAGAAGAAGAAGAAGAAGAAGAAGAAGAAGGCAAUGAAGAUGAAGGUAAGGAAGAAGUUGAGGAAGCUGAGGGCGAAGAGCAGGAGAAGGAAGAGCAAGCAGGAGAAGAGAAUGAUGAACUAAAAGAAGAUGAAGAGGAAGGAGAAGGUAAUGAAGCUGAGGGUGAAGAGCAGGAGAAGGAAGACAAAGAAAAGGAAGCAGAAGAAGAGAAUGGCGAACAAAAAGAAGAUGAAGGGGAAGGAGAAGAUGAGGAAGAAGCUGAAAGAGAAGAAGGCGAGGGCGAAGGUGAUGAAGCUGAGGGUGAAAAUCAGGAAAAAGAAGAGGAACAGGAAGUAGAAGAAGAGAGUGAUAAAGUAAAAGAAGACCAUGAGGAGAUGGAAGAUGAAGAAGUUAAUGAAACUGAGGGUGAAGAGGAAGAGGAAGGCGAAGAAGAGGAAGUAAAAGGUAAUAAGGGUAAAGAAGUAAAGGAAAUAAGGAAGGAAGGAAAGGUAGUUGUGAAAUCAUCUGAUGUAGUGAAAUCAAAGAAGAGCAGAGAAUCUGAUAAAAGGAUAAAAGAAGAAGAUGAAGAGGAAUCAGAACUCCAGAAAGAAGAGGAAGCAACAAAAGAAAAAGUACAGAAAGAGGAAAAACUGAACGAACAAGAGAAAGAAGAAGAACCUGAGGAGGAAGAUGAAGAUGAACAGGAAUCAGAGUAUGAGGAGACAACAGAUAAAACAAAAAAUGUGAGAGAAGAAAGAGAGGAAGAAAACAAAUACAAUGAAGAAUUAGAGGAAGAAGAGGAAGAGGAAGAACACUUGGAAGGGGAAGCAGGUAACAAUGAAAAAGAACAGAAAGACACUGAAGAGGAAGAUGAGGAGGAAGAAGAGGAGGAAGAGGAAGAAGAAAAUGAGGAGGAAGAAGAAGGAGAAGAUGAUGAGGAGGACGAGGAGGAAGAAGACGAAGAAGAGGAGGAGGAAGAAGAAGAGGAAGAGGAAGUGAAUCAAAAGAAAGGACUAAAAGCAAAGACUAAAGCAGCACCUCCAGCCAAAGCAUCAGUUAGACAAAGAAGCAGGAGAGAAAAGCAGAAUCCUCUGGUGAAGAAGAGAUCAGCUCAUCACUCUCAGGACACUCAGUUCUGGAACAACGUCUUACCCCAAUAUCUGGACCUCAAAUGACAUUUUUACUGAUAAAAUAAACGUUUCAGGAAUAAUUUGCCAAUGAAAACCAGUGUAAUGUGGAUUAAAAUCUAAAACACA
This is a messenger RNA of Astyanax mexicanus (Mexican tetra), 4001 nucleotides long. RefSeq names its product retinitis pigmentosa GTPase regulator a (gene rpgra). Bases 198 to 3920 code for a protein of 1240 amino acids. The record is from RefSeq and is a predicted model, not a curated record. The transcript has 5 exons. NCBI's taxonomy places the organism in Eukaryota, Metazoa, Chordata, Actinopteri, Characiformes, Acestrorhamphidae.